UAAUCUGAAAGCUCGAAUUCUUCCCUCCAAGUUGAUUAGGGAUCUCAUUUUUCUCUGUCCUUGACUCCUCCGAAACCAAUUUCUCCACUAAUGAUCCUAGUAACUGCUCCGAGCGGAUCCGUGCUUUUCAGAACUACACUGAAUACUCAUCGUAGAUGCCACCGUUGUUCUUCGCGCAGAAAGUCAUUCGGUCUUCGGAUUUUUGGUUUUGUGUCCAAAAGUUUAAUGCAUCGGAUGUCAGAGAUUCAUGCUCUAAAGGCGUCGUUGAUCACCAAUCCCGAUGAUUUCGCCGUGGGAAAAUACGUUGGAGAGUACGGGUUCAUGAACGUUACCAGUUAUUCAUCUUUUCAACCUGGAGGGCCUUCUGAUGCUAGAAACAUUGAAGUACCAGGUGUUGGAUAUUCUUCGGAAGACAUUGAGCGUUUAAGAAUCCAAGAUGUUGGAGAAGGCAAAGUGAAAAUUAGGCUUUACGAGGGAAGAGUUGUUCAAGGUCCAUUAAAGGGAGUCCGAGUGAUUUUUAAGGUUUAUCCUGGACGACGUGCUGGUGGCAUUGAAGCAGAUAUGAUGGCUGCUAAUGAGCUGAAAUGUCAUUCUUUCCUUCAAGAAGAUUCAAAAUUUAUAUGUGAAAACAUCCAGAUCUUAUUAGGAGGUUUCGAGACUAGAACUGGAGAGCAGUGGCUUGCCUUUCGUAAUGAUGGGAUAUAUAGUGCAGCAGACUAUGCCAAAGUUACUAGCGAAGUAAUUUCAAAGGAUGUUGCUAAUACUAAAGAGACUAUCUGGUCUUCUUUCAACGGGGAAGGGAAAUUUAAACGUAGAAGGUUUUUUGUUACCAAAUUGCUUAACGGAGCUAUCAAUGGGUUGGCCUUCAUGCAUGAUCAUCAUGAUAGGCUACACCAGAGCAUCGGCCCUGCUUCUGUUGUGCUCAAUACAAUAUCAGAAGGAGAGGCAACAUAUUUAGUGCCCCGUCUCCGUGAUUUAGCCUUUUCAGUUAACAUCAGGUUUGUUUAUUUACUACAUUCCAUCCUCUGGUAUUGUGACGCAGAUGACCGUAUGCAAGAGGCAGUUAGCUUUUUGGAUCUGGGAGAUGGUGCUGGGUGGGAACUGCUCCAGGCAAUGCUUAAUCGUGAUUAUCGACAAAGGCCAAUUGCUGAAGCAGUGUUAAACCAUAGAUUUAUGACAGGCGCAGUACUUUAAGUUCAUGAGAUAUUGUAAGUUCAAAAUAUCUUAAGUGUUUUAUUUGAUUAAGUUCUAUGGCUGGAAAUAAAAAUUUCAACUGUAUGAACUGUUGGUCGCUUGGUAGUAUUUUAAUCAGGGGAAUUGUUCUGAUUAGGCUUGUGAAAAGGCAUUGUAAGUUGUCUAUUGAAAUAAAAGGAAGCAAACUUUAUCCCAAGCGGCCAACUCAGCCAAGAAAUUAAGUUCUAUUGCAC
Molecule: messenger RNA, 1427 nt
Organism: Phalaenopsis equestris
Lineage: Eukaryota; Viridiplantae; Streptophyta; Magnoliopsida; Asparagales; Orchidaceae
Cellular component (GO): chloroplast
Source: RefSeq, a predicted model, not a curated record